AUGAGGGCUUUCCUGUGCCUGGCCGUGCUGGCCACCCUGUGCCUCGCAUGCGCGGCCAAGAAGCAUGACAAACACCACUCCCCUCCCGUCUGGCCCGCACAAUACAAGGUCUCUUUCAACCUGACGGUGCCUUACAUCGACACGUACCAGAAGGGCAGAUUCACGUAUGUGUACGACGUGUGGCAAGACGUCAAGGAGAUCCGGCAGAAGGUGGUGCGCAACGGCGUCGAGACCGUGCUCUCCAUCGGCUCGGAGGACAAGCGCUACAACAUCUACCCCCACCGCGACCGCUGGGGCUGCUGGAGCUCCAGCCUGGACGGCGGCGGCGCGGGCCCCACGCUGCAGGGCGCGGAGGUGGACAGCAUGCCCCUCAAGGGCGCGGCGCAGAGCACGCUGCGCGCGCUGGGGCAGGAGCAGGGCGCGAAGCUGGUGCACGGGGAGCGCGAGCGCCUGAUCAAGGCCCUCACCUUUGUGCUCCCCGACCUGGCCGAGUCGCGGUGGGCGUACCGCGGCAAGGCCCGCCUGGCCGGCGCCGAGGCCGAUCUGUACGUCUGGGCAAUGCACGAGGAGAGCAUGGCCAUGGAGUACCGCAUGUACGUCGACCCCGCCACCUCGGCGCCCCUCCAGCUGCACCAGCUGGGCACCAACCUGCUCACCGGUGGGCACAAGGACGAGUACGUGCUGGAUUAUUAUGAUUAUGCCCCCGGCGCCGUCGCCGACGCCGACUUCGACCUGCCCACCGACUCCCACUGCGACACGCCCGACUUUGCCGUCGCGCCCAACGGCGGCGACCUGGCGGCGCGCUGGGCGGCCCACCUCCCCUCCCAGCACUGGGGCGAGCCGGCCUACGACGCCUUUGCCCACCGCCACGGCCGCCGCCACGCACACGCAGAGGAGUACGCUGCGCGCGCCGCCGAGUUCUCCGCCAACCGCGCGUUCGUCGCGCGCUGGAACGCAGACCCCAACCGCACGCACGACGUGGCGCUCAACCGCUUUGCGGACUGGUCGCGCGCGGAGUACGAGGCCGUGGUCCUGCCGCGCGCUGCAGCGGGCGCGGCCCCGCGCACGCUGUUCAGCCAGGCGCCCGGGGUCGCGCGCCACGUGCCCACCACCCCCGCACACAUGGUCCCGGCCUCGCUGUCCUGGGUGGGCACACCGGCCGACUCCCCGGUCAAGGACCAGGCGGCCUGCGGCUCCUGCUGGACCUUCAGCACCGUGGCGCCCUUCGAGGCGGCGCUGUUCCGCGAGACGGGGGUGCAGACCCUGCUCUCCGAGCAGAACCUCCUGGACUGCAACUGGAUGGAGACCAACCACGGCUGCUUUGGCGGGCAGCAAGUGGCCGCCAUGGACUGGAUCUUUGCCAACGGCGGGCUGGCCGCACAGGCGGACUACCCCUAUGUGGGCGUGAACGACUGGUGCAAGAAGGACGUGCCCAAGAAGGCCUUCACGGGCAAGGCGGUGCUGGUGGAGGGGGGCGAGGAGGCUCUGAAGGAGGCGCUCUACACCCAGGGCCCGCUCACCGUGUCGGUGGACGCCUCGGCCGACUCUUUCCGCUUCUACUCCGGCGGUGUGUACCGCAACGAGGACUGCAAGACCAAGGCCGCUGACCUGGACCAUGCCGUCAUCUUGAGCGGGUACGGGACCACCGAGGAGGGCGUGGACUACUGGCUGAUCAAGAACAUGUGGAGCACCUACUGGGGUGAGCAGGGGUACAUGAAGAUCCCACGCCACCCCAACGACUGCGGCAUCGCCGCCGAGCCCGUCUACGUGGACCUCAAGGUCGAGGGCUGA
This is a messenger RNA of Auxenochlorella protothecoides, 1791 nucleotides long. Its product is annotated as Counting factor associated protein D. The record is from RefSeq and is a predicted model, not a curated record. Gene Ontology annotation, molecular function: cysteine-type endopeptidase activity. Gene Ontology annotation, cellular component: lysosome. Lineage: Eukaryota; Viridiplantae; Chlorophyta; Trebouxiophyceae; Chlorellales; Chlorellaceae. Bases 1 to 1791 code for a protein of 596 amino acids. The transcript is spliced from 4 exons.